AUGACCAAAAAUAAGGAAAAUGAUCACGAAAAGAGCAACCAUAUUAUAUUACGAAGUAAUGACCAUGUCAGUUCUGCUGAUACUCCCAUAUCUAAAUCGGAUGAUGAUACCAGAGAAAUCAGACCCAAAGGGGUAGUCUUAAACUAUCACCAACCUCUAGUUAAUACUACCUCUAUCGAAACGGAAAAUUCUAACGAUAAUCCUGAACAGACAAACUUACGCUGUGAUGAUACUCUUGCAACUAAUAUAUUUGACAACACUUCAAAUUCUGGUGUAUAUCAGGAGCUUUCAUCCCAAUACCCCGCAUCACCUAUUCGCACAGAGAGUAAAUCAUUGGAAGAUAAGGAAGUCGAUGAAUCCCUGAAUUCAACGUAUAGGGAAAAAGUUAGUAACGAGAUAAUUCAGAGCAUUAAGGAGAAGAGGCUUCGAGAACAAGAGACAAUCAUAACUUCCCAGGAUACUGUCCCUAUCAUCACCCGUGAACAAGGCUUUAUUCAGGAAUUAUCUGCAGGUAACAGUUACAAUAAUGCAUCUCCAUCUGUCCAAGAUCAUAACUCCAUAUCUCUGGAUCAUAUAACUGAAAUUUCGCUAACCCCGGUCAGUAAAAAUAUUGAGGAAAAAAAUCCUAUAACUAUACUUUCAGUAUCAAGAA
This is a messenger RNA of Diversispora eburnea, 652 nucleotides long. The record is from the annotation of a GenBank genome assembly. Lineage: Eukaryota; Fungi; Glomeromycota; Glomeromycetes; Diversisporales; Diversisporaceae.